This is a messenger RNA of Puntigrus tetrazona (Sumatra barb), 1909 nucleotides long. RefSeq lists its product as uncharacterized. The transcript has 2 exons. Lineage: Eukaryota; Metazoa; Chordata; Actinopteri; Cypriniformes; Cyprinidae. Bases 314 to 1063 code for a protein of 249 amino acids. The record is from RefSeq and is a predicted model, not a curated record.
UUUUUUUAAUAAAAAAUGAUUGUUGAAAGGGAAGCAACAAACAGAAAUGACUCUUUCACUCUUCAGUUUUUCUUCUAUGAACGUCUGGCACAGAGCAGCAUCGGUUUCUGUUAUCAGGUAGUUCUCCUCCCUCAAAAGCCAUUUCAGAAUAAGGUGGACUCGCGUUCAUUCAGCUGGUGUUUAUUGAUUUAUUAGUUGUAAAAAUGGUUUAGGAGCGUCUAUAUAUCAGUAUCUUUGACUUCACACAAGACAGAGCUGCUGCAUACGAGGAACUGGACGCAACGGUUCAUUACCAGAGACACGCAGAGUCGUCAUGGAGAUUGUGAGAACCCUGGAUUAUUUGCUUGAUCUGAGACAGAGCGGUUUCGGUCGGCCUCCUCCGAGACACGGUCUGAACCUGUUGUGGUGGUUCGCUCAUGAUUGCGUCCAGAUAGAUUUCAACGGUCGUAUGACUGCACUGUGCAACCCUACAAACAGAGCUUUUGGUUUCCACCGAUUCCAUAAUAGAGACGCGCUUCUUCCUUACAGCGACCUGCCGUACUACGAGGUGGGCAACCUGAACUCCACCGAUUCACUGCCUGGUUAUGUGACCGAGCAUCACACCGGAUAUUCAGACGACAGCAACACAGAUCGCAUCAUCGCUUCCUUUGACCCGAGACGGAGAAGGUUCGAGAACGUUUACGUGACGCAGCACUCGGAUCAGGUGCACUUCGACCAGAAUCGCACCUACCGCAUCAGUCCUGAUCUCAUCAAGGACAUUCAAAACCUAAAGCGUAAAGACUUCCUCAGAGGACGCACCAAUCGCUCCGAACACGUGUCCAUCGACAUGCCUCCGACAGAGCAGACUAACAGCUCUCCGAGUCUCAGCAAUGAGCUCAUGCAGGACAUUCGAGAUUUGAGCCACGAGGAAUUCCUCAGGAGACACUCGGAUCCUUCCGUAGACGUACCUCAGUCAGCGCAGCCCAGCAAGACUCAGAAAUGCUGCUGUUUGCUGAUUGGCUGCAGUCUGCUGGUGCUGUUGCUCAUCCUUGCUGCCACUGUCUAUUUAUUAUUGAAAAUGUAAAUAGUUUUCAUUGUUUCCAGCUGUUGAAGCUGCAUGUUGCAUUUUGGGUUUCUUUGAGUCAGUUGAUUAUUUCAAUGGAGACACGAGACAAAAGAGAUCCAGCAACUGCUAUUAGAUUAAAAAAUACAAAUAUAUUCAAUUAAAAAUUAUUAAUGAGGGAUUAAUUCUAGAAUGUAUUAAACCCAAGUAUCCCAUUCAGUUUAAUUUUCUCAUUAUGAUAACAAAUGAGUACAAUGAGUACAAGGUUUUAUUUCACUUCUCAAGAAUGACUGAUGUUGUUUGAUGUCGAUCACAGCAUCCCUUUUUAUAAGGACCACAUUUAAUUCCAAUUCAGUGUCUUGAUUUAUUAUGAAGUUUCUGUAUUUAUACGUUUUUGUAAUAGACUGUUAAUAAAACUCUAAUUACUAAAAAAAACUAUCGACUUGUGUUUGUGCGAUCUAGUUUUUUUAAUUUACCAAUGCAAAAUUCUCUAUUACUUUGCCGUGACAACCAAAAUUUUAAAUAUCAUUAACUAUAAGUCUUUUUUUUUAUCAUAAUAUGUUUAAAUGUGAAUAUAAUGCUAAUAAGUCGUUUUCUUUCCACACUGUCUGCUUCACUUUCUGUUUCCUACAUAAUCAUCUGCUCUCUCUCUCUCUCUUCCUGCUGAACUUUGGAUGAACCAUAAAUUGGAUAAUAACAAAGGUUCAGAACCAAGUCCCUGGGCAUCUUUGCUUUAUAUAAUAUUUUUUGGGACUUUUGGCCCCAUAAUGUGUUAAAUGUCAGAUCGAGGCACAGUGAAAUAGGACGGAUGUGUAGUUCUUGCUAUGACUUCGGUGUUCAGACGCAAUGAUUGUUAUGAUACCGAUA